Bathycoccus prasinos is the source of this 1242-nucleotide messenger RNA. RefSeq lists its product with no specific name. Gene Ontology annotation, biological process: protein phosphorylation; positive regulation of transcription by RNA polymerase II. The record is from RefSeq and is a predicted model, not a curated record. NCBI's taxonomy places the organism in Eukaryota, Viridiplantae, Chlorophyta, Mamiellophyceae, Mamiellales, Bathycoccaceae. The transcript has a single exon. The coding region runs from base 1 to 1242 and encodes 413 amino acids. Gene Ontology annotation, cellular component: nucleus; cytoplasm; transcription factor TFIIH holo complex. Gene Ontology annotation, molecular function: ATP binding; cyclin-dependent protein serine/threonine kinase activity; RNA polymerase II CTD heptapeptide repeat kinase activity.
AUGACGACGACAAAAAACCGAUACACGAAGCUAGAAACGCUCGGGGAAGGCACGUUCGGGAUCGUUUACAAAGCCUCGAUGACGAAUGAUGCUAACGAUGAAUCGUAUUCUCAGCAGUUCGUGGCGAUUAAGAAAAUUCGUCUCGGGAAAGCGAAAGAAGGCAUCAACUUCACCGCCAUUCGGGAGAUUAAACUUCUCAGAGAGCUGCACCACCCACACGUCGUUCCUUUGGUGGACGUGUUUAGCAAGAAGAGGAACUUACACUUGGUGUUUGAAUUCGCCUCGGGUGGGGAUUUGGAGAUGAUUAUUAAAGAUUCGAGCAUCGAUUUGUCCAUCGCGGACGUGAAGUCGUAUUUGAGGAUGAGUUUGGAGGCGAUUGCGUUUUGUCACCAAAAUUGGAUCUUACAUCGAGACGUGAAACCGAACAACUUGUUAGUGCACGAGAGCGGGGCGCUGAAGUUGGCAGAUUUUGGCUUAGCGAGAGCUUUUGGGAGUCCAGAACGGGAGAAUGGGAGGGAGUAUACUCGCGCGGUGUUUGCGAGAUGGUACCGAGCGCCGGAGCUUUUGUUGGGCGCCAAAAGGUACGGGCCGAAGGUAGAUUCGUGGGCGGUUGGGAUGGUAUUCGCGGAGUUGAUGCUAAGGAAACCGUUUUGCGCGGGAAAUUCGGAUAUAGAUCAGUUGACGAAGAUUUACCACGUUUUAGGGACGCCGACGGAGGAGGAGUGGGAAGGGUGCGCGGCGCUGCCGGAUUGGAUGAGUUUUCCGAGGAAAGAGAAGAUGGAUUUGAGGAAGAUUUUCGGCGUGGAAGUUGGCGGGAAGAGCGGAGUAGGGGGGAAGUCGAGCAGCGCGAACCUGGAAGCGAUUGAUUUGUUGGAACAGCUUUUGAAAUACGAUCCAGAGAAACGAAUUUCGUGUCAAGAGGCGUUGAAGCACGCGUACUUCAACACCGCUCCGGCGCCGACGGAGAUUAGCAAAUUGCCAAAGAGGAAGGUGACUACCACCGAGGAGAAGAAAAUGAGCGACGAUACAAAAACGGACGGCGAAGAUGAGGCGAAAAGAGCGGCGAAUAAACGAGCGCGGACGGAGGGAGACGAGGACAAAGAAGUAGUAGAAGAAGAAGAGGGCACGAAGAAGCGGUUGCGCGAAACGCACCCGACGGCAUCGGAUGACGCCAAAGAAGGAUUGAAAGCAAAAACGAAGCAAAUGCAAUCCAUGUUUGACGACGAAGCGGCGGCAAAGUAA